Messenger RNA from Echinococcus granulosus, 909 nucleotides. RefSeq names its product Solute carrier family 35 member C2. The record is from RefSeq and is a predicted model, not a curated record. The coding region runs from base 1 to 909 and encodes 302 amino acids. Lineage: Eukaryota; Metazoa; Platyhelminthes; Cestoda; Cyclophyllidea; Taeniidae. The transcript is spliced from 8 exons. Gene Ontology annotation, cellular component: cis-Golgi network; endoplasmic reticulum-Golgi intermediate compartment; Golgi apparatus. Gene Ontology annotation, biological process: UDP-glucose transmembrane transport. Gene Ontology annotation, molecular function: antiporter activity.
AUGCGAAGGGCCAAAACUCUCACGACACUUAAGCCAAAGUGCAUUGCAAGUGCACUAGAUAUAGGUCUCUCCAACUGGAGUUUUGAGUUCAUUACCAUCUCUUUGUACACAAUGACCAAGUCGACUUCAGUAAUUUUUAUCCUUAUUUUUGCGAUCGUGUUCAAAUUAGAAAAGCUGAGUAUACCUAUCGUGGCUAUUGUCCUUUCAAUUUCAACAGGGCUUUUCAUGUUUACAUAUGAAUCCACUCAAUUUGAUCUCAAAGGCUUUACUCUUGUUCUCAUUGCAUCCGCUUUAAGCGGAAUUCGAUGGACUACAGCACAAAAAGUAACGCAGCAAUCAGAAUUCUGCUUUGUCGAUUUCCAUACUCUUUUCCUCUAUGUGUCACAUACUAUUUUAGGGCUGUCCAAUCCCAUCGAUGUUAUAUAUCAUACACAACCCUGGAUGGCUCUGGUUUUGCUACCUUUAGCCUUCAGUUUAGAGGGCGAUGAAUUUUUGACUUCGCCCUUUCUCUUCCGGUCUCACGACUACCUUGGUACCUGUCGAACCCUGGGAUACUUCGUUUUUGGGGCCUGCUUGGCCUUCGGUCUUGAAGUUGCCGAAUUUCUCGUUGUAUGCAAUUCCUCCAGCCUGACGCUUUCAAUUGCUGGUAUCUUUAAGGAAGUUGUCACACUCUACUUGGCAGCUGCCGUCAAUGGCGACCAGUACAGCCCUACGAAUAUUGCCGGAUUGGUGAUAUGCUUAGCCGGAAUCUGUCUCCAUGUCGCCAUAAGAUUUUUCAAACAUACGGCCAUCUUGCGACUCUUACUUUGUCAGAACAGGCAAAUGACACACCUGCCCAAGAAGCUGCGCCCCGGUCGACUCACCAGCCUUCCCAGUGAUUUUUUUGUUUUAGACAAAGUGUACUGCUAA